AAAGAGACGAAAGAGUGGGGAAAUCCGAUACAUAUAAAUACAAUAGCUGAGGAAUAAGAGAAAAAUAAUAAGAGACAGAGUGAAUUGUUUUGGGUGAUUUUUUUUUCUUCUGCUCCGACUUCAGUCAAAGGAUUUUUUUUUUCAAUUUGCUGAGAUGCAGGGGGAUGUCGGAAUUACUAUUACUGGUGACAUUGAGACACCGCUGAGUCAGAAGGAGACUGCAGCGAAUGGUCUGGACUUUCUUCAAAUCCCUCAACUGCCAUUCACCCAGCUGGGCUAUCCCCAGGCCCACGAUUGGAUCCAGCACAGAAAAGCAACACUGAGACCAUGGAGUUUAUUUCUAAACACCAACAAUUUUCGUGCACCACCUGGUGUAACUAGACUUAGCAAACGUAUCGUCAAGAAUAUCGAGUACUUUCAGAGUAACUAUUUAUUUGUGUUCAUUGGGCUCGUUAUUUAUUGCUUAAUUACAUCGCCCCUAUUAUUACUAGUAGUCGCUGCGUCACUGGGUGCAUGCUACAAAGUAUCCCAAAGACAUGCCAAGCAGGAGUUGACGAUAUUAAAUCACAGGUUGACCCUAGCACAGGUUUACUUGGUCGUGGGAGCAUGUUCACUGCCACUAUUUUAUCUCGUUGGAGCUGGAGCUAUUCUUUUCUGGGUUUUAAGUGUAUCCUGGUCUUUGGUGCUCAUCCAUGCUGCAUUCUACAACAUAGAUUCAGUUUUAUGUCCUGGAGAGGAUGAGCUCAACUCUCUAGUGAUGCAAGAACUUGCGCAUUCAGAGAGUGGGAGCCUAUACUUUAAGGAUGGAAUUCGUUCGAUAGAUUUCGUUAUCGUCUGGGAUGAGCAUGACGGACAGGCCUCGGCAUUUCGCAGCAGCGAGUAUCGCAAGAUAUUUGAAAGGAAUCUCGAACUCGAGGGUCUCCACCUGGAGCACGAGUCCCCGGAGCCCAGUGGGUUGCGCUUCACAAAAAUCCAUGCACCCCGCGAGGUUCUACGUCGUUACGCAGAAAUUCUGAAGCUCCGUCUCCCCAUGAAAGAGCUUCCAAUGCCAACCUCAACCACCCAACGUCCCAACACCCUAAUGCGAGAAGUAAAUAGUUGCAUUCAGAUAUUCUUCUCACGUUUCUACGUAGACCAAACAAUUUUUCCGACCAUGAAGCAUCGAUUCACAGCUGUUUACAGCCGUGACAAGGAGUACUUGUUCGAUCUCGAUGCACCAGAAUUUUUCUCACCAGCUACACACUCGAGGAUUGUCCAAUUUAUCUUGGAUAGAACGAGAUUUUCGGAUGUUAAAGGCGAGGAUUUUGCGUUUGGAAUUGAUAGAUUGAUUUCUGAGCAUGCUUAUGUGGCAGCUUACCCACUGCAUGAUGGAAGCCUGCGCACCCCAGACUCCAUGCGCUACCUCCUGUACACCCACUGGGCGAGCCUGCGAAGAUUCCUCCACUACCAGCCCCUGGACUACAUAAAAGAGUACUUCGGCGUGAAAAUCGGCCUCUACUUCGCCUGGUUGGGUUUCUACACGCACAUGCUUGUGCCAGCGAGUCUGAUGGGGCUACUCUCCUUCGCCUACGGCUGCAUCAGCCUGUCGUCAAACCAACCCAGCGAGGACAUCUGCCACGGCAACACCUCCAUCGACAUGUGUCCCCUCUGUGACAAAAUAUGCGGCUACUGGGACCUGCGUGAGACGUGUUUCCACGGUAGACUGACGUAUCUCUUCGACAAUCCCUCGACAGUUUUCUUCGCAAUCUUCAUGUCCCUCUGGGCGACCCUCUUCCUCGAGCUGUGGAAGAAGUACUCGGCGGAGAUCACCCACAGGUGGGAUCUGACGGGUCUCGACGCCCAGGAGGAGCAUCCGAGGCCCCAAUACCUCGCGCGGCUCUCCCACGUGAAGAAAAAAUCCGUGAAUGUGAUAACGAAUACAGUGGAACCGACUGUUCCCUUCUGGAGCAUGAGACUGCCAGCAACAAUUCUAUCAUUCUCCGUUGUUCUACUGCUGAUAGCUGUCGCCAUGGCGGCUGUAAUCGGCGUCAUUCUGUACAGAAUGUCCAUUUUAACGACACUGAGUGUCUACGGGCAAUCAGCGAUAACGAGUAAUGCCAUUCUCUUCACCACUGCCACCGCUGCCUGUCUCAAUCUCUGCUGCAUUGUUCUCUUCAAUUGGCUGUACGUCUGGCUGGCAGAGUACCUCACCGAAAUGGAGCUCUUGAGGACCCAGACUGAGUUCGACGACAGUUUAACGCUCAAGAUUUAUCUGCUUCAGUUCGUCAAUUAUUACGCUUCGAUAUUCUACAUCGCGUUUUUCAAGGGGAAAUUUGCGGGACAUCCCAGCACUUAUAACAGAUUAUUCAGAUACAGACAAGAGGAAUGUGGCCCUGGUGGCUGUCUAACCGAGCUGUGCAUCCAACUGAGUAUCAUAAUGAUCGGAAAACAGGCGAUGAAUUCCUUCCUGGAGAUGAUGUUUCCCCUUUUCUACAAGUGGCUGAACACUUGGAAGGUUCACGUCAAGCCUGAUGACUCCCUCAAACAAGAGAGAAGCUUUCGGAAGUUUCCUCCAUGGGUGAGGGAUUACAAACUAGUGGAGUGGGGUCCCAGGAGUUUAUUUCCAGAGUAUCUCGAGAUGGUCCUGCAGUAUGGUUUCGUCACGAUAUUCGUGGCUGCCUUUCCCCUGGCCCCUUUCUUCGCUCUGUUGAAUAAUGUCUUCGAGAUGCGGCUGGACGCCAAGAAACUCCUGACCAUGUACAGAAGACCCGUUGGACAGAGGGUCAGGGACAUUGGCAUCUGGUACAGAAUAUUGGACUCUGUCGCAAAACUGUCGGUCAUCACCAAUGGGUUCAUCAUCGCAUUCACUUCUAACUUCAUUCCGAAGAUUGUUUAUCAGAUGAGUGUCUCGGAGAAUGGGUCUUUGGAUGGAUUCCUGGAGUACUCGCUGUCCAAGUUCAAUACUUCGGAUUUUGAGGAGGGGGUGAGACCGCAGGAUGUGGGAGGGAGGGUCGUGGAGGUCUGCAGGUAUCCGGACUUCAGGGGAGGACCUGGGGAGGAUGGGGAGUACGAGGUCACCAGCAUGUACUGGAGGAUCUUGGCCGCGAGGCUGGCGUUCGUCGUUGUGUUUGAGAAUACUGUUGCUUUAGUGAUGAUUCUAGUCCGUUGGUGCAUCCCAGACAUGAGCCCAGAGCUUCGUGAUAGAGUAAGACGUGAGGCAUACAUCACAAAUGAAAUAAUAAUCCAACGAGAGGCUCUCAGGGCCUGUGAAAGGGGAGUUGACGAGCCUGAAGCUGUUCAAAGACGUACUUAUAUUAACGAAAAUGCUGACAGAUUGAAUCGAGUGUUGAGAGACUCACUGUCAAUGUCUGAUUUCGAUCUGGAGGUGCAUGGGAGUCCAGCUACCCCCGAAGCACCUCCACGAACUGGUCCAGCUGCACUUUAAUCUUUAUUCAUCCAUUUGUUUUAUUUUCAAUGUUCAACAUUUAUUUCAAAAUUUAAUCCGGCCUAUUAACUCUUAUAAUUAAGUUUCUUCUCCUGAUCGAUUCUUCAUUCUGAAAUUCGUGCAAUUUUAAUGGAAUUUUUCUGUUAUUCAUGUCUCGUGUGAAUGAUAUUUCAAUAUCCAGUGAUAUUUAACGAUAAUUAUGUUCAGAGCUUUGAAAGCUCGUUAGUCAAGAAAAUUGAUAUUUUAUGAUAUUCAAAGUACUUAUUCGCACAAAGAUUUAUAUAUUAUACACAAACCGUAAAUAGUUAUUGGUGAUAAUACAUAUACAAACGAAUUUGAAACUCUACCUCUGGAAAAGGAUCUGAAUAUAUUUUUAAUGUAUGGCGAUUUAUAUUUUAUUGAAGAAUAAAGACUUAUUUA
Molecule: messenger RNA, 3844 nt
Organism: Diachasma alloeum
Lineage: Eukaryota; Metazoa; Arthropoda; Insecta; Hymenoptera; Braconidae
Gene: subdued
Product: anoctamin-4
Exons: 9
Coding region: 155-3424 (1089 amino acids)
Biological process (GO): chloride transmembrane transport
Cellular component (GO): plasma membrane
Molecular function (GO): protein dimerization activity; chloride channel activity
Source: RefSeq, a predicted model, not a curated record